CUUUUUGUAAAUUUAUUUUUUUAACUUUCAUCAACUUUAUCUUCCUUCCGUCGUCUGUCACAACUAAUUUGUUCUCAUUUCGUCUAUCUAUCUGUGUAUCUAUCUAUUAAUCGAUUAAUCGAUUGAUCUAUUGAUCUAUCUCUUUCUCUCUUUAUCAAUCCAUCCGUAGAGUUUGUCGCCGUCUUCUUACCAACCCAUCUACCUUCCAUAAAUCACUCUCCCCACUCUCUCUCUCUCACCUUCUCUCUUUCUCUCUCUCUCUCUCUUUACUUAUAUUUUUAUAUCUUUCUAUAUUUCCACCGUGUUUGUGUAUCUGUGUGUUUGUCUACAUAUUUCUAUAUAGAUACACAUAUACAAAUAUAUGCACAUAUAUUCAUACAAACACACACACAUACACACACAAAAAUAACAUCUUCGCGCGCGUCUAUAUACAUUUACACAUUCAUAAAUAUUCACAUAUAUAUCAACCGACUCAUUCAUUUCUAAGUUAAUUCGUUCAUUCGUUCAUUCUGCAAUACCUAUCUUUCUUCUCUCCUUCAUUCAUUCACUAGUCAUCGUUGUUUAUCUUGAAAUUUUCUCGUCUUAUUACAACCACCAACACCAACACCACCAGUACCACUUACAUCAACAACAAAAACACCUUCACAACUGCUAUUAUAUUAUAUAUAUAUAUAUAUAUAUAUAUAUCGAUCUAUAUAUACAUGUAUAAAUCACUAUAUUUCUUCAAUCCAGUUUAAUUUAUCUCUUCCCCCCACCGUACACUCGCCCCAUUUAACUAACACACACACGAACACAAACAUAAACACACACAUUGACACACGCAUUAUUUCUUUACAGCACUAUUUCUCUUCAUCUGUUUCUCUCUUUUUCUCCCUACCUAUCUCAAAACACAUUUCCUCACUCUCUCCUUUUUCGCUCUGCACAAUUUUCUCUAUCUACCUCUCUUUUUCUCUUCCCCAUCUUCUAUACACAAACGGAUCGCCUUUCCUUCUUUCACAUGUAUGAUGACUCCAAGACACGACACAAUUUUGGCGGUGACUUAUCUCCUUCUAGGAUUAACAUUCAUACAAUAUGCGCGAUGUAUUCCGGAAUUGGUGCGUAUAGGUGGGCUGUUUGGUGAGAACGAUGAAGACCCCAGCGUAGAGAAUACAUUCAAAUAUGCUCUUUACAGAUUAAAUCAUGACCGCACGAUUUUGGAAAAGACAAAGGUCAUAUAUGACAUCCAGCGUGUACCUCCACACGACGGCUUUUUAGCAUCUAAGAAAGUAUGUUUCCAAGUUGGUUUGAAUUCCAUUGCGUUGUUUGGUCCUCGAUCGUAUAUGGUGGCUUCCUAUGUGAACUCAAUGUGCAAUGCCUUGAAGAUCCCUCACAUCGAGGUUCGCAUGGACCACUUUCUCUCGGAUGUCCCCACAUUCUCAAUCAACCUCCACCCAGACAUGCACCAACUCAGCAGGGCUUAUCUAGAUGUCAUCCAGUACUUCCAAUGGAAACAAGUACUCGUCAUUUUUGGUGACAAAGAAGGCCUGCUCCGGUUACAGCGUGUCAUUAAGGCUCCGCUUGGUCACGACGCCCACAUCUCAAUCCGUCAAGUUGAUGAUAGAAACAUGAGACAAGUUUUGCGAGAAGCAAAGGACAGUAAAUGGAAGAAUUUCAUAAUAGAUCUAUCAGUGGAAAAGUCAGCAAUGUUUCUCAGAAUGGCUUUACAAGAAGGAAUGGUAGAUCCAUACCAUCAUUAUAUUUUAACAACUUUGGACGUUGAAACUAUUGAUAUGGAGGACUUCAAACACAACUUUGUGAAUUUGACCGGAUUUCGAAUUGUGGACCCGGAUAACAGCUACACGAACAAAAUAAUGCGGGACAUGGAGAUAUACGAAAUCCAAACCGAUUUACAGCUUCUCAACAAAAGUGGAUCCAUGUCAUACGAAGCUGCCCUUAUGUUUGACGCCGUCUACCUCUUCGCCAAAGGUCUUGAAGAUAUGGCAAAGCAAUCAACAAUUCCUUUAACAAACCUGACUUGUGACUCAAAUACUAAAUGGAUAACUGGCGCUAUGUUGUAUACCUACCUUAACACGGUUCAGAUGCGUGGUCUGUCAGGAAAUAUAAAGUUAACGAACGGUCGACGAAUGGACUUUUCCUUGGAUAUACUGCAGCUAAAGGAAACUGGACUACGUAAAGUCGGUGUAUGGAAUUUGAAUACAGGAACAAACUUUUCAAUUCCACAGACAGAACCUGCCCCUCCAUUCGGAAACAAAACAAUGGUGGUGACCACUAUACUGGUAAGACUGUCUUUAUUUUUCCAGUAAUUAUCUUAUUGAUAUAUAGUUCCUUCAUCUCCUACCCUUCCUCCAACACCUGGCCAUAUGUUAUCAUUCCACUAUUUUCCAGUUUCUUUAUAAUGUCUCAGCUUAACUUUUUCG
This is a messenger RNA of Octopus bimaculoides (California two-spot octopus), 2417 nucleotides long. RefSeq names its product glutamate receptor ionotropic, kainate 2-like. The record is from RefSeq and is a predicted model, not a curated record. Gene Ontology annotation, biological process: monoatomic ion transport. Gene Ontology annotation, molecular function: ligand-gated monoatomic ion channel activity; signaling receptor activity. NCBI's taxonomy places the organism in Eukaryota, Metazoa, Mollusca, Cephalopoda, Octopoda, Octopodidae. Gene Ontology annotation, cellular component: membrane.